This is a messenger RNA of Rotaria sp. Silwood1, 858 nucleotides long. The record is from the annotation of a GenBank genome assembly. NCBI's taxonomy places the organism in Eukaryota, Metazoa, Rotifera, Eurotatoria, Philodinida, Philodinidae.
AUGGCAGAACGUGGUGGAACUCGAGGUGGCUUUGGUACACGAGGGGGCCGUUCCGGUGGUUUUCGUGGUGAAGGUGGCCAAGGUCGCGGUCGAGGCCGUGGUGAAAGCCGUGGUCGAGGUCGUGGCCGUCGUGGUCAACGUCCAAAAGAAGAUUCAACUAAAGCAUGGGUUCCUGUAACAAAAUUAGGUAGAUUAGUUAACGAUGGCAAAAUUCGGUCACUCGAAGAAAUUUAUCUAUUUUCAUUACCUAUCAAAGAAGCCGAUAUUAUCGAUCGUCUCUUACCUAGUCUUAAAGAUGAGGUACUUAAAAUUAUGCCCGUACAAAAACAAACUCGAGCCGGUCAACGUACUCGUUUCAAAGCCAUUGUUGUUGUUGGUGAUGGUAACGGUCAUAUUGGUCUUGGUGUUAAAUGUUCAAAAGAAGUAGCAACAGCUAUUCGCGGUGCCAUUGUUCUUGCCAAACUUUCUGUUAUUCCUGUACGACGAGGUUAUUGGGGUAACAAAAUUGGUUUACCACAUACAGUACCAUGCAAAGUAACAGGCUCAUGUGGUAGUGUACUCGUACGUUUAAUUCCAGCUCCUCGUGGUACAAGUCUUGUAUGCGCUCCAGUACCAAAAAAACUUUUACAAAUGGCUGGUAUUCAAGAUUGUUGGACAGCUGCUAAAGGAUGUACUGCUACACUUGGCAAUUUCGCUAAAGCAACAUAUGAAGCGAUGGCCAUGACAUAUUCAUAUUUAACACCUGAUCUAUGGAAAGAAACAGUAUAUACCAAAGCACCAUUUCAAGAAUAUAGUGAUCAUCUUGCCAAUACACAUAAGAAAUACACUGUUGGUUUAGGUGACAAAAGUUUUCAAUAG